AUGGACGAGCUAGAAGACCGGGCUUUGUGUAAUGGGGACAACCUUUCUUUGCCGUCAGCUGGGACAGAGUCAUGCCCUGCUUCAGCCACCCCGGCCCUGCCACCCUCGCUCCUGAGCACCCUAGACCCAACCCACCUGGGGCUCCCAGAGCAACUGGCCUCUGUCACUGUCCCCAUCCGCCUAGACACCCUGUCCUACCUCCUACACAGUGCCCUCCUGGGUACCUACAACCUCCAGCAGUCCUUACCCCCUUGCUCCUGCUCUGCCCAGCCAAGCCACACCUGGCCAGACACAGUCAGGAGGCCAUCCAGGAGAUCGGGCCAGGCCCGUGGAGGCUGGGAAGUUCGAUGCAGGCCUUCCCGGGGCUGGGACAGAGGCAGGGGCAGGGGCAGGGGCAGGGGCAGGGUCUGGGCAGAGUCACAAAGGGGCCCUGGAAGAGCGGAAGAGCGGGAGAGGAACGUGUCAGGGGAGCCUGGGGCUGGCCCCAGGAGCCCACCAGUGACACCACCAUCCCAGGAUGGGCAGAAGGAAGCUGGAGAACUAUCUGAAGACUGGGAAGCGGACUACUAG
This is a messenger RNA of Mus pahari (shrew mouse), 570 nucleotides long. It is a transcript of the gene C1H19orf84, whose product is annotated as chromosome 1 C19orf84 homolog. The record is from RefSeq and is a predicted model, not a curated record. The coding region runs from base 1 to 570 and encodes 189 amino acids. NCBI's taxonomy places the organism in Eukaryota, Metazoa, Chordata, Mammalia, Rodentia, Muridae. The transcript has 2 exons.